UGACAUUAAUUUUAUGAAAAAAUGGCUAAUGCUCAGUUAGGAUUAAAGUCCGGAUUUCCGAGGGCUCAUCUUGCUAACGGAAUUGGUCGAUUUGUAGGACAAUUACAACGCGUAACAUUGAAAUUUUGUAAAAGUCACGGAGCAAGUCGUGGAAUGCGUGAUUUUAUUGAAAACGAUUUGGUUGAUUAUGCAAAAUCAAAUCCAGGAGUAGUUGUAUAUGUUAAACCUCGAAGACACAGAGGCCCUGUUAUCAAAGCAGAAUAUCUCAAUGGAGAAACCCAUUGGAUAUCUUGUCGACAAUUCACAAGAGAGUGUGUAGUUAAACACAUGGAACUUGUUAGAACACAAUCACGUGAUGGUUCUGCUAUGAGACUACGUAAACUGUGGCAUACAGAAUUUCCAUCUAUUCAAGGUCCUUGGACUCCUUUCACAUUUAGAGAUCCAAAAUUGAACAUCACUGAGUUGCCUAAUAAAGAAGAAGGGGCAUGUCCAAAAUAUGAACCCACAGCAACGGAAGAAAUUAUUAGAUUAUUCAAAGAACAACAAUUAGAGGACAAAAGAGAUCUUGAGGAAAAGCAAUUAAAAAAUUGAUGUGAAUAAUUUUGCACUAUUUUUAGUUAUCGUUGAUUUUUUUUCUAACAUUGGUAGAAUAAAGUUAAAAAAAGUUUUUAAAAAA
Messenger RNA from Trichogramma pretiosum, 676 nucleotides. RefSeq names its product 39S ribosomal protein L43, mitochondrial (gene mRpL43). The coding region runs from base 22 to 591 and encodes 189 amino acids. Gene Ontology annotation, biological process: mitochondrial translation. Gene Ontology annotation, molecular function: structural constituent of ribosome. NCBI's taxonomy places the organism in Eukaryota, Metazoa, Arthropoda, Insecta, Hymenoptera, Trichogrammatidae. The record is from RefSeq and is a predicted model, not a curated record. Gene Ontology annotation, cellular component: mitochondrial large ribosomal subunit. The transcript is spliced from 4 exons.